Molecule: messenger RNA, 540 nt
Organism: Saccostrea cuccullata (small rock oyster)
Lineage: Eukaryota; Metazoa; Mollusca; Bivalvia; Ostreida; Ostreidae
Exons: 4
Coding region: 1-486 (161 amino acids)
Source: RefSeq, a predicted model, not a curated record
AUGCUAUGUUACAGGAUCUGGAAAUGCUGUGGUGGAUACCAAUGGGAUGAUACCCAGAAACAAUGCAUCCCGUGUGAAGUAGGAUAUUCUGGUGUAAAUUGUUUAUUUACAUGUCCUAGUCCCUCAUACGGAAGGGACUGCCAACAAGAGUGUAACUGCAGUAAAGAGUUAUGUAAUCAUGUCGUGGGAUGCGUGGAAUCAGGAGAGAGUUUGACAAUCCUUUACACCAUAUUCCUUUCAGAUCAAUCAACUGCAUCUAAAACCACAGUACAAGUGCAUAGUAUUCACUCAGCAAUGCGGUCAUUGGAAGAUUCAAACGGCACAACCAUGCUUAUUGCCAUAAUGACCCUCGGAGUUUGCUUCAUGACCUUGGUAGCAUUAUAUUUGAAGUUCAGCAUUUGCAAUGGCGUCGAUAUAAGUCGGGCCUUACCGCAGCAAAAUGAAAGUCUUCGAAAUGAGAAUGUCCAGAUCUAUGAGAAUGUUUAGAUGAGAACAUAAUAUAUGUAUAGCAAUUCAUAACAUUCUUUCCGUUUUAUAACA